Molecule: messenger RNA, 1915 nt
Organism: Mytilus californianus (California mussel)
Lineage: Eukaryota; Metazoa; Mollusca; Bivalvia; Mytilida; Mytilidae
Product: ceramide kinase-like
Exons: 8
Coding region: 30-1475 (481 amino acids)
Molecular function (GO): kinase activity
Source: RefSeq, a predicted model, not a curated record
AGAGAAGUCGACUAUACAACGAUCAUUCAAUGAGUUUAACUUUGAUAAAACACAUACAAAAAUAUAAAAUGCUUUUCUUAAACGACAACCGUGUCAAUGUUAGUUUGGAAGGAGGUGUGAUGACUGUUGCAAGCGAAGAAAAUAAUUUACUUGCGUCAAUAGAGAUACGUUAUCUGUUAAAGACUGUGUUGGAACGAACAAAUUUAACUGUGCAUUAUGUGAUAAAGAAGACAAAUAUGACCCUAAAAAUGAAAACGUUGACCCUUCAUGGAGAUGAGGAGGAUGCACAAAUAUUGCACAGUGAUAUCGAACACACAUUAAAAGAUCGUCCGAGGCGGCUUCUAGUAAUCGUCAACCCAAAUAGUGGGAAGAAGAAAGGAAUAAAAAUAUACAAAAAAAUUGCAGCUCCUUUAUUCCAACUGUGUGACGUGAAAGCUGAUGUCAUUGUAACUAGUAAACAAAAAGAGCCUACGGAUAUCCUGAAAAACUACAACCUUUCGAAUAUUGACGGUAUAGUAACAGUAGGAGGUGAUGGUUCAUACUGUGAGUGUAUGAAUGGACUGAUUGCACGUGUUCAACGGGACAAAAAUGUGAAUGCAAAUUGUCACAAUACUGACAUUGUGUCAGCAUCACUUCCAAUUGGCAUCAUUCCAGCAGGCUCCGGUAACGUGAUUGUUCAAUAUCUUCAUGGGACUAAAUGUGCACGCACUGCUGUUCUGCAUAUCUUACUUGGUGGCAACGUCGAGUCCAACGUGUGUAGUGUUCACGAAGGAGGCAAACUUUUGUCAUAUUCGGCACUCAUUCUUGGAUUUGGACUGUUUGGUGAUAUGAUGCACGACUGUGAAAAGUUUCGGUGGAUGGGACCGUUAAGAUAUAAUGUUGUCCCUGUGGCUUCUAUGUUAAAGAGAAGGGAAAUCGAUGUGGAGAUAGAAUAUUAUUCAGCUAACAAGGAAAAAACGUCAAAAAGAAUUAGAGGAUUGGGAAAACAAAUAUCCCUUCCAAAUGGCUUCAUGAUACCUUCAUGUAAAUCAAAAAUACAACGAACUAAAUCCACAUCAGGUGUACUUGACAGUUCAGAUGUCCAAGAAUGUGAAAAAGAGGAAGGACGUGUGUAUGCAGUAGAUACACAAGCCGUUAUGAUGAAAGAAAAAUCAGGAAGAAUGACUCCACGUUUCGGACAGGAUUCACUUAUGGUGUACACCACUCAUAAAUGCACAUUGUCAGAACACGUGUCACAGCUAACCAAAGUGAAAAACGAAAAACCCGAUUGUUAUGAUUACAAAUUUGUAAGCCAACACGAAGUCUCUAGUUAUAAAGUCCGAUUGCUGAAUGCUACAGUUUCUGAAAAUAAGAAAACACUCCAAAAAGAUUUCUACCUGAACUGUGACGGUGAAGUCAUUAGAUUAACAGAACCUGAGUUUGAUGUAAAGCUACACAAAAAAGCAGUGAGGAUCUUUGGGGAUGCAUCCGGAUGAACACCAGUAGAAAAUUAAGUGAACAAAUGCCACCAAAGCAUUAUGAAAUCGCUUUGUUCCUCCAGAAAAGACAGUGUGCGAAAUGUGUAUGUCAAUAUAGAGUAUUUCUUCAGAGACAAUACAAAACCGAGAUGUUACAGAGCCGAGAAUAGAUCGACUCGGAGUAAAGAACACUAUGAAAGUAUUUAUGUGCUUGCUAAACCAUGUACAACUAUACGUUAAUAUCGAUAGCUAUUGAACAGACGAGAAGCGUGGACAAAUAUCGUUAUAUAGUAAUGAUGAAAACAUAUUACCACGUGGCCAUACUCUAACUGUAACUGCUAUGCAGCUUGUUCUAGUUUAUAAAUAAGAAAUGUAAUUGUUUUACCAGUAGCAACUAUGUUGUUUUACAUGUAUCUACUAUGUAGCUUGUAGAAUCUUAAAUAAAAAUCAGAAAACAU